Molecule: messenger RNA, 3725 nt
Organism: Pteronotus mesoamericanus
Lineage: Eukaryota; Metazoa; Chordata; Mammalia; Chiroptera; Mormoopidae
Gene: SORCS3
Product: sortilin related VPS10 domain containing receptor 3
Exons: 27
Coding region: 1-3669 (1222 amino acids)
Cellular component (GO): postsynaptic density membrane
Molecular function (GO): protein binding
Source: RefSeq, a predicted model, not a curated record
AUGGAGGUGGCGCGCACGGAGCGCCCCACAGGCUGGCCCGCGGCGCCCCUCACCAGGACUGGGCUCCUGCUCUUGUCGACGUGGGUCCUGGCCGGUGCAGAGAUCACUUGGGGUGCGACAGGCGGUCCUGGGCGCCCCACUGGCCCGGCUUCACGGUCCCCUGUGCUGCUUCCUCUCUUGCCGCGGGCAGUGGAAAGCCAGUGGCCGGAGAAGCUGGCGACAGCAAGGAGAGGCGCCGCACUGGGGCACCAGCCCGGACCAGAGCCGCUACUCCAUCCAGGCGGCAUCAGUGGCAGAAAGAAGCAGGGAGAAGCCGGGGGGCUGUCCUCGGCAGGUGCACGGUGGGGACAGGACAUAUUGGCUACUGGCAAACCUGGCAGCUCAAGGAGGAGUCGCCGAGCGCAACCCCCUAGUGCCCUGGAACGCGAGGACACCCGGGCCACUGCCUUAUCCGAUGGUUCCAAAGGAAGCCGUCAUCUGGCCAAGGGUCUCCGGGAGGAGGUGAAGGCAUCGCGGGCUGGGGGUGCGGCAGCUGAAGAGCUCAGGCUGCUUAGCACCUCGUUCGCACUGACCGGGGACUCGGCCCACAACCAAGCCAUGGUGCACUGGUCGGGGCACAACAGCAGCGUUAUACUCAUCCUGACAAAGCUGUAUGAUUUCAACCUGGGGAGCGUGACUGAGAGUUCACUUUGGAGAUCCACAAAUUAUGGCACCACCUAUGAAAAGCUGAAUGACAAAGUGGGUUUGAAGACGGUCCUCAGUUACCUCUACGUCAAUCCCACCAACAAAAGAAAGAUCAUGCUGCUUAGUGAUCCUGAAAUGGAGAGCAGCAUAUUGAUCAGCUCAGAUGAAGGGGCAACCUAUCAGAAAUACCGACUCACCUUCUAUAUCCAGAGUCUGCUCUUUCAUCCCAAGCAGGAGGAUUGGGUGCUGGCCUACAGUCUGGACCAAAAGCUCUACAGCUCCAUGGACUUUGGGAGACGCUGGCAACUCAUGCAUGAACGCAUCACCCCCAACAGGUUUUACUGGUCGGUGGCUGGACUGGAUAAGGAGGCGGACCUGGUGCACAUGGAGGUGCGGACCACUGACGGAUAUGCUCACUACCUCACCUGCAGGAUCCAGGAAUGCGCGGAGACCACUCGGAGUGGGCCUUUUGCUCGCUCCAUUGACGUCAGUUCCCUGGUCGUCCAGGAUGAAUACAUCUUCAUUCAGGUAACCACGGGUGGCAGAGCCAGCUACUACGUGUCCUAUCGAAGAGAGGCCUUCGCUCAGAUAAAGCUGCCCAAGUACUCUCUGCCAAAGGACAUGCACAUUAUCAGUACCGAUGAGAACCAAGUGUUUGCAGCGGUCCAGGAAUGGAACCAGAAUGAUACAUACAACCUGUACAUCUCAGACACGCGUGGGAUCUACUUCACCCUGGCCAUGGAGAACAUUAAGAGCAGCCGCGGUCUAAUGGGAAACAUCAUUAUUGAAUUGUAUGAGGUAGCAGGUAUCAAAGGGAUAUUCCUGGCAAACAAGAAGGUGGACGACCAGGUGAAGACAUACAUCACUUACAACAAGGGCAGGGAUUGGCGCCUACUGCAAGCUCCAGAUGUGGACCUGAGAGGAAGCCCGGUGCACUGCCUGCUGCCCUUCUGCUCCUUACACCUGCACUUGCAGACCUCUGAAAAUCCGUAUUCCUCAGGAAGAAUCUCGAGCAAGGCGACAGCACCAGGACUUGUGGUGGCAACAGGCAACAUUGGCCCGGAGCUCUCAUAUACUGACAUCAGUGUGUUCAUCUCUUCUGAUGGAGGCAACACAUGGAGACAGAUCUUUGAUGAAGAGUACAAUGUCUGGUUCCUAGACUGGGGUGGCGCCCUGGUGGCCAUGAAGCACACACCUCUGCCAGUCAGGCAUUUGUGGGUGAGUUUUGACGAGGGCCACUCCUGGGACAAGUAUGCUUUCACUUCAGUUCCUCUCUUUGUGGAUGGGGCGCUGGUGGAGGCUGGUGUGGAGAACCAGAUCAUGACCGUCUUUGGCCACUUCAGUCUCCGCUCUGAAUGGCAGUUGGUGAAAGUGGACUACAAAUCUAUCUUCAGCCGACGCUGCACCAAAGAAGACUAUCAGACCUGGCACCUACUUAAUCAGGGGGAACCUUGUGUCAUGGGAGAAAGGAAAAUAUUCAAGAAACGCAAGCCAGGAGCUCAGUGUGCCCUGAGCCGAGACUCCUCAGGGACGGUGGUCUCAGAACCCUGUGUCUGUGCUGACUCGGACUUUGAGUGUGACUAUGGCUAUGAGAGACAUGGAGAGAGCCAGUGUGUCCCCGCUUUCUGGUACAAUCCAGCAUCCCCAUCAAAGGACUGCAGCCUUGGCCAGAGCUACUUUAACAGCACUGGGUACCGGCGGAUUGUAUCCAACAACUGCACAGACGGGCUAAGAGAGAAGUAUACCGCCAAGGCCCAGCUGUGUCCUGGAAAAGCCCCUCGGGGCCUCCACGUGGUGACUACUGAUGGGCGCCUGGUGGCAGAGCAGGGGCACAAUGCAACUUUCAUCAUCCUCAUGGAGGAGGGUGAUCUCCAAAGGACAAACAUCCAGCUUGACUUUGGGGAUGGGAUUGCAGUGUCCUAUGCUAACUUCAGCCCCAUUGAAGAUGGCAUCAAGCAUGUGUACAAGAAUGCAGGGAUCUUCCAGGUGACGGCCUAUGCAGAGAACAACUUGGGCUCGGACACAGCUGUCCUCUUCCUGCACGUCGUUUGUCCCGUGGAGCAUGUUCAUCUCCGAGUUCCAUUUGUUGCCAUAAGAAAUAAGGAGGUCAACAUCAGUGCAGUCGUGUGGCCCAGUCAACUGGGGACUCUUACCUACUUCUGGUGGUUCGGCAAUAGCACAAAGCCCCUCAUCACCUUGGACAGCAGCAUUUCCUUCACGUUCCUUGCAGAGGGAACCAACACCAUCACUGUUCAGGUAGCCGCUGGGAAUGCCCUCAUCCAGGACACAAAGGAUAUCGCAGUUCAUGAAUACUUCCAGUCCCAGCUGCUAUCAUUCUCUCCUAACCUGGAUUACCAUAAUCCUGACAUUCCAGAGUGGAGGCAAGAUAUUGGCAAUGUCAUCAAGAGAGCUCUGGUUAAAGUAACUGGUGUCUCAGAAGACCAGAUCCUGGUUGCUGUCUUCCCUGGCCUGCCUACUUCAGCAGAGCUCUUUAUCCUCCCCCCAAAGAACUUGACGGAGCGGCGGAAAGGCAAUGAAGGGGACCUGGAACAAAUUGUAGAAAUGCUGUUUAAUGCCCUGAACCAAAACUUGGUCCAGUUUGAACUGAAGCCAGGGGUUCAAGUCAUUGUGUAUGUCACACAGCUGACAUUAGCUCCAUUGGUGGACUCCAGCGCUGGGCGCAGCAGCUCGGCCAUGCUCAUGCUCUUGUCGGUGGUGUUUGUCGGCCUGGCUGUGUUUUUGAUCUACAAGUUCAAGAGGAAAAUCCCCUGGAUUAACAUCUAUGCUCAAGUUCAACAUGACAAGGAGCAGGAGAUGAUUGGGUCAGUGAGCCAAAGUGAAAACGCCCCCAAAAUCACACUCAGUGACUUCACCGAGCCUGAGGAACUGCUGGACAAAGAGUUGGACACCCGGGUCAUAGGAGGCAUUGCCACCAUUGCAAACAGCGAAAGCACAAAGGAGAUCCCCAACUGCACUAGUGUUUAAUACCAACAAGCCACACGGUCAACCAUCUUUGCGACUUUUUAUUUUUGAUGAUUACU